AUGUCAUGUCCAAGUGGUGGAUAUGUACUAAGUGAAAAUACUUGUUACUUAGGAAAUGAACUUGCAGUUUCAUGUAAACAAAAAACAUUAAGUAAAUUAGGAUGUGCUGUUUGUAACGAUGGGUAUUACAAAAAAGGUUCUUUAUGUUUUAGUUGUCCAAAUUCAAUGAAAACAUGUCUUGGACCAAACCAAGCAAUUAGUUGUAAAAAAGAUUAUUUCUUAUACAAAAUGCAAUGUGAAGCUUAUGAAGAUCUUGAGCAUUGCAAUACAACAUAUGAAUAUGGUUGUCGUACAUGUAUUGAUGGAUAUUAUUUGUUUGAUUAUCAUUGUAUGAAAUGCAGCGAUAAUUGUCAUCAAUGUAGAGGAGAAGAAUGUAGUAUAUGUGACAAUGAUUAUAUUAAUAGUGAAGGUGUAUGUAAAUAUUAUAAAAUAAUAGAACAUUGUAAAGCAGCUAAUGGAAUUGAAUGUACUAAAUGUGCAAGCAAUUAUAUAGUACAAAAUGGAGAUUGUAAAAAGAAAUCAUAUUGGUAUAUAUAUAUGAUUAUUGGAAUAUGUAUUCUUUUUAUUAUAUUAAUUUUUGUAGUUAUUAUAGCGUAUUAUUAUUUUAAGAAAAGUAUGAAGAUUAAACAAAAUGAUAUUAUGAAAAUUAAAGAUUUAAAAGAAAGAGACAUUGAGUUGGUUUAUGCUUGUGACUUUUUAAUAACAGACCAUCCUAGGUUUGAAUUUUUUGAUGAAAACCAAUUAAUUGUUGGAGAAACAAGAGAAUUUAAUCAAAUUAUUGGUAAUGUAGGAAAAGAAAGAAUUAAAUUACAACCAACUGUAUUUCUAAAUGAAAAAAUAGAAUUAACUGUAGAACCAAAGUUAGUCAUUUUAAGUAAAGGUAAAUGUGUUACUUUUCAUUAUACAAUUAAACCACUUUGUUCUACCCAUAUCACUGAUUCUGUUGUUAUUAAUAUUCUUCAUUUUAAUGAUAAUAGAGAAGAGUCUUUGAAAGUUGAUAUUGAAGGAAUGACUAAUAUUACUAAUAUACUUGACUUUGAUGAACUAGAAAUAAAAAAGAAAGUUGGUGAAGGUUCUUUUGGUAUUGUCUAUAAAGGAUUUUUCAGAGGGGAGAGUGUUGCUAUUAAAACACUAAAGUCUGAUUCUAUGUUAGAUGAUCAAUUAGAUGAAUUUAAAAAAGAAGUAUCAAUGUUAGAUAAAUUUAGAAGUGAGUAUAUAGUUCAUUUCUAUGGAGCAGUAUUUAUUCCUAAUAAAAUAUGUAUGGUAACUGAAUAUGCUAAGUAUGGCUCUUUAUUUCAUCUUAUAUUUAAACAAGGAAUGAAAAAACUACCUAAAGAGGCUGUUAGAAUCAAAAUUUGUAUGGACGCUGCAAGAGGAAUUGAAUACCUUCAUCAAAAUGGGAUAUUACAUAGAGAUAUUAAACCAGAUAAUCUUCUUAUAUUCUCGUUAGAUAAAAAUGUUCCUGUAUUUGCUAAAAUAACAGAUUUUGGGUCAUCAAGAAAUAUCAAUUCAAUGAUGACUAAUAUGACUUUUACUAAAGGUAUUGGCACACCAGUUUAUAUGGCCCCUGAAGUACUUGACCAAAGUAGAUAUAAAACAGCUGCAGAUGUGUUUUCAUUAUCUGUAACAAUGUUUGAAACAAUGAAAUGGGGACCUGCCUAUCCAAAAGAACAAUUUAAAUAUCCAUGGCAAAUUGCACAAUUUGUUUGUGAUAAAAAACGUCCUACUAAACCAGAUGAUAUGAGACAAGAAAUUUAUGAUAUUAUUUCCAAUGGAUGGUUAGAUGAUAGUCGACAUAGAUCAAGUAUAGAAACCAUUGUCCAACAAUUGGGAAAGUACAAUACAGUUUAUCAAUAA
Messenger RNA from Entamoeba nuttalli P19, 1857 nucleotides. RefSeq names its product tyrosine kinase, putative. The transcript has a single exon. Gene Ontology annotation, biological process: protein phosphorylation. NCBI's taxonomy places the organism in Eukaryota, Evosea, Mastigamoebida, Endamoebidae. The coding region runs from base 1 to 1857 and encodes 618 amino acids. Gene Ontology annotation, molecular function: ATP binding; protein kinase activity. The record is from RefSeq and is a predicted model, not a curated record.